Molecule: messenger RNA, 3065 nt
Organism: Choloepus didactylus (southern two-toed sloth)
Lineage: Eukaryota; Metazoa; Chordata; Mammalia; Pilosa; Megalonychidae
Gene: CAPN1
Product: calpain 1
Exons: 22
Coding region: 112-2259 (715 amino acids)
Biological process (GO): proteolysis
Cellular component (GO): cytoplasm
Molecular function (GO): calcium-dependent cysteine-type endopeptidase activity; calcium ion binding
Source: RefSeq, a predicted model, not a curated record
GAGGGCGGGGAGGAGCACUCUUCCUGGUUGGGCCCGGCCCUGAGCAGCCACCCGGGAAACCCGCCGCAGGGACCGCCGCGACCCCCCAAAACAACCCUCCCUGCCCCCAGGAUGGCCGAGGAGUUCAUCACUCCCGUGUACUGCACGGGGGUGUCAGCCCAAGUACAGAAGCUGCGGGCCAAGGAGCUGGGCCUGGGCCGCCACGAGAACGCCAUCAAGUACCUGGGCCAGGAUUACGAGCAGCUGCGGGCGCAAUGCCUGCAGAGUGGGGCCCUCUUCCGCGACGAGGCCUUCCCCCCGGUACCCCAGAGUCUGGGCUUCAAGGAGCUGGGCCCCAACUCCUCCAAGACGUAUGGCAUCAAGUGGAAGCGCCCCACGGAGCUUUUCUCAAACCCCCAGUUCAUCGUGGACGGAGCCACACGCACAGACAUCUGCCAGGGAGCCCUGGGGGACUGUUGGCUGCUGGCGGCCAUUGCCUCCCUCACCCUCAAUGACACCCUCCUGCAUCGUGUGGUCCCGCAUGGCCAGAGCUUCCAGAACGGCUAUGCCGGCGUCUUCCACUUCCAGCUGUGGCAGUUUGGGGAGUGGGUGGACGUGGUCGUGGACGACCUGCUGCCCACCAAGGACGGGAAGCUCGUGUUCGUGCACUCAGCUGAAGGCAACGAGUUCUGGAGCGCCCUGCUGGAGAAGGCCUAUGCCAAGGUGAAUGGCAGCUACGAAGCCCUGUCGGGGGGCAGCACCUCGGAGGGCUUUGAGGACUUCACGGGUGGGGUCACGGAGUGGUACGAGCUGCGCAAGGCGCCCAGUGACCUCUACCAGAUCAUCCUCAAGGCGCUGGACCGGGGCUCCCUGUUGGGCUGCUCCAUCGACAUCUCCAGCAUUAUGGACAUGGAGGCCGUCACCUUCAAGAAGCUGGUGAAGGGCCACGCCUACUCUGUGACCGGGGCCAAGCAGGUGCACUACCAGGGCCAGAUGGUGAGCCUGAUCCGGAUGCGGAACCCCUGGGGCGAGGUGGAGUGGACGGGAGCCUGGAGUGACGGCUCCUCAGAGUGGAACAGCGUGGAUCCCUAUGAACGGGAACAGCUCCGGGUCAAGAUGGAGGAUGGGGAGUUCUGGAUGUCCUUCCGGGACUUCAUGCGCGAGUUCACCCGCCUGGAGAUCUGCAACCUGACGCCCGACGCACUCCAGAGCCGCAGGUUCCGCAAGUGGAACACCACGCUCUACGAGGGCACCUGGCGGCGGGGCAGCACCGCGGGGGGCUGCCGGAACUACCCAGCCACUUUCUGGGUGAACCCCCAAUUCAAGAUCCGGCUGGAAGAGGUCGACGACCCCGACGAUGACCACGGGGGCCGCGAGUCGGGCUGCAGCUUCGUGCUCGCCCUCAUGCAGAAGCACCGCCGCCGCGAGCGCCGCUUCGGCCGCGACAUGGAGACCAUCGGCUUCGCAGUCUACGAGAUCCCUCCACAGCUGGUGGGCCAGCCGGCCGUGCACCUGAAGCGCGACUUCUUCCUGGCCAAUGCGUCGCGGGCGCGCUCGGAGCAGUUCAUCAACCUGCGGGAGGUCAGCACCCGCUUCCGGCUCCCGCCCGGGGAAUACGUGGUGGUGCCCUCCACCUUCGAGCCCAACAAGGAGGGCGACUUUGUGCUGCGCUUCUUCUCGGAGAAGAGUGCUGGGACCCAGGAGCUGGACGACCAGAUCCAGGCCAACCUCCCCAACGAGCAAGUGCUCUCAGAAGAGGAGAUUGAUGAGAACUUCAAGUCCCUCUUCAGGCAACUGGCAGGGGCGGACUUGGAGAUCAGUGUCAAGGAGCUGCGGACCAUCCUCAACAGGAUCAUCAGCAAACACAAAGACCUGCGGACCAAGGGCUUCAGCCUGGAGUCCUGCCGCAGCAUGGUGAACCUCAUGGACCGUGACGGCAAUGGGAAGCUGGGCCUGGUAGAGUUCAAUAUUCUCUGGAACCGCAUCCGGAAUUACCUGGCCAUCUUUCGCAAGUUCGACCUGGACAAAUCGGGCAGCAUGAGCGCCUACGAGAUGAGGAUGGCCAUCGAGUCUGCGGGCUUCAAGCUCAACAAGAAGCUGUAUGAGCUCAUCAUCACCCGCUACUCCGAGCCCGACCUGGCCAUCGACUUCGACAACUUCGUGUGCUGCCUGGUGCGGCUGGAGACCAUGUUCCGGUUUUUCAAAUCUCUGGAUACAGAUCUGGAUGGAGUCGUGACCUUUGACCUGUUUAAGUGGUUACAGCUGACCAUGUUUGCAUGAGGUGGGUCUCAGGCCCCCCUUUCUGGACCCCCUCCCUUCCUGGUUUGCCACACCUUCCCGCCACGCCACUCCACACCAUGCCACGCCGCACCACGCCGGGCCACGCCAGCUGCAAGUGCCUUCCGUGGAGCCAGGACAGUCUUUUCUCCUGCCCCCUCACCCCCAGCCCCCACUGCUCAUCUGCUCCGGGCAGAGCUGGGCAGCCCUCCGCCUCCGCCUCCACCAACCACGGGCCCAGGAUGGACCCCCGCCCCUCCCCCCGGCCCCCCAUCAGGCAGCUUACGCAUGUGUCUGCUUCAGGGCCGCUGGACUUCUGGGGAGCUGGCAGCCACAGGCCCCCCGAGCACCCUGAUGUAUCCCCUCCCCUCACACCGCAUCCAGCUCUUGAGAGGCUGCCCCCCCCAGCACCCCUACCUUCUCCCCUAUCCCUUUGCGUGUCUCCUACAGACUUUAAACAUAACCACUAGCCCUGCACAGCCAUUGCAGUCAGGGCAGCCUGGAGCCCCCUCCCCUGCCUGGGGCCUCCUCCCCAGGGCUGGGGACAGCUGUGCCUUCCGUGCAGAAGCCAACGCCCCCCUCCGCCCCCGCAGCCUGCACCCCACCCCACCCUGGCCCUGCCCGGCCCCCUGCCCUGGAAGGUGUUCAGGCUCACCCCCUCCCCCUCCCUCCUUUUUUUUAUAUAGGGGAUUUCAAAGGGGACUCUUCAGGAAUGGGGUUAUGGUUAUGGGGUGCCAGAGGCACCGGGACGUGGGUGCAGGGGUCUCGUUUCCAUUCAGAAGAACCCCAAAUAAAAGGAAAAGGCCCCA